Messenger RNA from Trematosphaeria pertusa, 557 nucleotides. RefSeq lists its product as uncharacterized. NCBI's taxonomy places the organism in Eukaryota, Fungi, Ascomycota, Dothideomycetes, Pleosporales, Trematosphaeriaceae. The annotation marks the transcript as partial. Gene Ontology annotation, biological process: protein phosphorylation. Gene Ontology annotation, molecular function: protein kinase activity; ATP binding. The record is from RefSeq and is a predicted model, not a curated record. The transcript has a single exon.
AUGACAUCGCCCACGCUCCCCAGUACCGCUCGCGGGCUCUACACCCCCCUGUACGAGCUCAGCAGCGGCUACCGCGGCACAGUCUUCAUCUGCCGCCCCUCAACCCCCGAACACUCACCCCAGCAGCACCCCCUCGUCGCCCUCAAAGUCCUCAAACCCACACCUCUCAAACCCACCGCCGCCCAGUCCCGCACCGCGACCUUAACCGCCCUCAAAGCCGCCCAGCAGCAGCAGCGCAGCAACAUCCCACAGCUCCUCGACCUCUCCCACGCCAGCGCCGCCCGCUCCGCCUGGUACACCAUGUCCCUCAUCCAGGGCUGCACGCUCGCGCAGUUCGCCGCCGCGUACGCUCAGCCGCUGCCGUUCCCGCUCGUCUUCCACGUCUUCGCGGAGCUCCUCGCCGCGGUGCGGUUCCUGCACGCCGCGGGCCGCGUGCACGACGACCUGGGCGCGGGGAACGUGAUGCUCGAGUGGCCCGGCGGCGGCGGCGAGUGGCCCGGCGUGGUGCUGGUUGAUGUGGAUGACCUGAGGGAGACGAGUGCUAGACGGCCGAAUGG